Messenger RNA from Gordionus sp. m RMFG-2023, 1977 nucleotides. RefSeq lists its product as uncharacterized. The transcript has 9 exons. Bases 75 to 1001 code for a protein of 308 amino acids. NCBI's taxonomy places the organism in Eukaryota, Metazoa, Nematomorpha, Gordioida, Chordodea, Parachordodidae. The record is from RefSeq and is a predicted model, not a curated record.
GUCAAGUAUGACGGGAAUAGCUGCCAGAUCUCAAUAGAUAUUUUAUGUAGAAUUUUUACUAUUUUAUUGAAUUAAUGAAUGCUCACAAACGAAAAAUAGACAUAUUAUACAACAACAGGGCACGAAAACAUGUUGAAAAUAAUAUUAAAACGCAAAUUACACAUGCAACUAUAUGUCAAAAACUGAAUGAGAAAAACAUAUCUAUAAAACAUUCUAUUGAACAUGUUAAUAAUCUAAAAGCGAAUCGAAAAAUGUAUUAUACCAAUAUGCAAUUACGCUUACAAUAUAAUAAAGUAAAAUCACUGAUUUAUGAUCAAAAAUUUUUUAACAUACAAAUUGAAAAAUUUCUAGACUUAUUAACUGAUGAAUUAUAUAAGCACAUCAGCCAUUCUUCUUAUGAUAAUGAAAGAAUAUGUAAUUUGAUAACUAAAAUCAUGACUAAAUCUGACAUUAUAAAACAAUUGAAGCAAUCCAAGGAUAAUACACUGUUAUUUACAAAUUUAAAAAUGAUUAUUAAUGAUGUUGAAUCUAAACAGGAAUCAAAUAGUCAAUUUCAAUAUAUAGAAAAAAAUAAUGAAAAUAAAAGCAAAGAAUAUGUAUGCUCGACUAUAAUGAUGACUGGGAGAAUAGGGACACCAUUCGUGUUACCAGAAUUAGCAUAUCUAGAAAAUUUUCCGCAAACUUUGCACCUGGGGCGAAAACACAACACUCUUUUUAUUCCUAUGAGUGUGCGACAAAUUUAUAGAUUCAACAAAAUUCAGGGAGCUUAUCAUAUCCCCGCAGACGCCAUUUACAGAAUGAACGCGAUUUUGUAUACUAGGAACCAAUCGGUUGUGAGAGUUAUCAGCGAUAUGUUCGUUCAAUUCAAAUACGAAUGGGGUGAAGAAAAUAAUUCUUCUCCUCGACCUCAAAUGUGUUUCUUGGAAUACGACAUUAAAUUAUAUAUUAGAUGCAUCUUACCGAAAAAUUACGGGGCUCAAAAACUUUCAGAUAAAUUUUAACGAACAUUCGACCAAAAUGAUUAAAAGAAAAGAAAUCUAUUCCAACUAAAUGCAAAAUAAUUAAUUUACACAUAAGUGGUAAAAGUAAUCCGAAUUGUCAGAGAAUUAACUCUAGCACGAGGAACAGUAGAUUGUAUACUUAAGAGAUUACGCAACAAUAAUACAAUAUCGAAUCCAAAGAGGCCUGGAAGACCCCGCAAAACGACUUUAAGCGAAGAUAGGUAUAUAGCAAGGAUCAGUAAACACAAUCGACGCCUUGUCGCCUCAGAGAUAGCUGCGGAGAUUAAUCUGACUCGUGAAAAUCCGAUAAGUGUCACAACUGUGAAAAGGCGCCUUAGGAGCUUUGAACUUUAUGGUAGGGUAGCGGUUAAAAAGCCACUCUUGAGCAAAUAAAUAAACUCAAGCAAUUAGACUGGGCACGAAAACAUUAAUUUUGGACAUCUGCCAACUAGUACGGCGUCUUAUGGAGUGAUGAGUCAAAAUUCGAAAUCUUCAGUUCUAAAAUCGGGGGAGGGUCUGUUAUGGUAUGGGGGUGCUUAAAUUAAAGGAAUCCUUAACAAGGUGAGAUACCGGCAAAUCCUUGAGGACUAUGUGAUUUCAUCAGGAAAGUGUUUGAUCGGGAAUAACUUUUUAUUUCAACAAGAUAAUGACCUAAAGCAUUCAUCCAGGCUAUGCAAAGAUUAUUUACAAAAUCUACAACACCACGGUAUUCUCGAGUUGAUGACUUGGCCAUCCCAGUCUCCCGAUCUCAAUCCAAUCGAACUUUUAUGGAAUCACCUUGAUCGACAAGCGCGAAAAAGCCCUCUAACCUCUCAUUUGCACCUUUGGGAAGUAUUACAGAGAGAAUGGAACAAUAUCACUUCCGAAUGUUUAAAAAAAUCUCAUCGAAAGAUUACCAAAAUUUUUUGCAGCAAUUAUUAAAAAUAUAGGUGGUCAUAUUGAUGAGACCAAAAUUUGUUCUUAAUUAAUUGCUAUG